AUGUCAUGCUUGAUGAUCCUGUGCCUUAAUCUUCGGUCAACCUUGUCCAAGAAGCCUAAUCUGAGGCUGGAAAAGAUGAUGUCGACCAGAGAGAGGCAAGUCUCCGACCUGGGGCUGAUGCGCAGGUACGAGCCCGACGAGGAUGAGAUGAAGCAGGUGUUCGACAAAAUGUCGAACAAUAAGGCGAAGAUCGAGUUCGAAGAUAUGAAGGCGCUGCUGGAACGGUUGAAGGUUCACGAUGCAGCCCACGAGGCGAAGCAGAUACUGCAGACGGUAGGCUCGAACAAAGACGGCUCCGUAGAUUUCGGCGACUUCAUGGCGGUGCACAGGAAGGGAGGCGUGUGGACGAGCGACAUAGUGAGUGCCUUCAAGAUGUUCGAUCAAGAUGGCGACGGACAAAUCAGCGCCAAGGAGAUAAAGGACAUGAUGGGGAGGCUUGGCGAGGACUGCAGCUUGGAGGAGUGCCGGAGAAUGGUGAAGGAAAUGGACAAGAAUGGCGACGGGCUCGUGGGCAUGGAUGAUUUCAUGGCAAUGAUGACCAGAACCAUGAAGCUGAGCCGAUUGCCCUCCUCCUCAGCAAUAGCAUUGCCCUGA
Molecule: messenger RNA, 594 nt
Organism: Musa acuminata AAA Group (dessert banana)
Lineage: Eukaryota; Viridiplantae; Streptophyta; Magnoliopsida; Zingiberales; Musaceae
Product: calmodulin-like protein 30
Exons: 1
Coding region: 1-594 (197 amino acids)
Molecular function (GO): calcium ion binding
Source: RefSeq, a predicted model, not a curated record